UGAGACUCAGAUUAAAUCGUAGAAUAAUUAAAAUACUGUUGUAUGUCAUACCAUUUGUAUUUUUAACUAGUCUAAUAUUAUUAUAUAAAAAUAAUAAUUUAUUUAUCAUUCAAUCUUUACCGAAAGCUCCCAGUAUUAAGAUUAUUGAUUCCUUAGAAAUUAUUCAAAAUGAAAUAGAAAAAAAUUCCCAAAUCAUAAAAAAUCUUCAUCCAGGAUUAUCAAUGAAUGAUAACUAUUCAAAUUUAGAGAUAUCUACUAACAAAAUAAAGGCAUUUUUUGACAAUCCAAUCACCGAAGAACUCGACGAAAUUUCUACCGUUGCCAUAGCUUCCAAAUUCGUGACUAAAACUGAGCGUAAUGAUUCUGACACAUUAAAGCCAAGAAAUGCCGAUCAAUGUUCAGUUAUCAGGGCAUCAACUCAUAAUCCAGCCAUUGAUAUUGACAUGCUGGAUUUGUAUGAUUCGCUGACGUUCGAAAAUCAGGAUGGAGGGGUAUGGAAACAAGGCUUCAGCAUUAAAUACAAUUCCAGGAAGGAUUGGACUCCCGACAACCCGCUUAAUAUAUUUAUAGUACCCCAUAGUCAUAAUGACCCCGGCUGGCACAAAACCUUCCUGGAAUACUACGACACAGAAACGAAGUACAUAUUAGAUUACAUGGUUGAAUACCUGACCACCGAACCAAGAAUGAAAUUUAUAUAUGCCGAAAUAUCGUUUUUCUCCCAUUGGUGGAACUCAACUACCAAUGAAAAGAGAGCAGCCGUUAAAAAACUCACGGAAGAAGGAAGAUUGGAAUUCGUAAACGGGGGUUGGGUCAUGAAUGACGAAGCGAACACCCACUAUUCCGCCAUGGUGGGCCAAAUGAUACAAGGGAACGUCUGGUUGCACAAUCACUUGGGGAUUAAACCCAAGCACGGCUGGUUCAUAGAUCCGUUCGGCCAUUCUCCGGUUAACGCUUACAUCCUCAAGUCUUUUGGGUUAGAGUCGACCCUGAUACAAAGGGUGCAUUACUUCGUCAAAAAAACGUUAGCCCUCUCAAAGUCCCUGGAGUUUUAUUGGAGGCAAAAUUGGGAUUUCGUAGGUUCCAACGACAUUUUAUGUCACAUGAUGCCCUUUUACUUCUACGAUAUACCUCAUACUUGCGGCCCUGACCCCAAGGUUUGUUGCCAAUUCGAUUUCUACAGACUUCCCAACACGGGCAUAAGCUGUCCGUGGAAUGUUGCCCCUCAAUCCAUAAGCGCGUCAAAUGUUAGAGAGAGAGCCAAUCUUUUGCUUGAUCAGUAUCGCAAAAAAAGCCAGUUGUACCAGACCAACAAUCUUUUAGUGCCAUUGGGCGACGAUUUUAGGUAUAAAACGCGAAAGGAAUGGACUUACCAAAUGGAAAAUUAUCUGCAAAUCAUGGAUUACCUCAAUAAUCAUCCGCAAUACAAUGCCAAAAUUAAAUUUGCUACCCUUUCCGAAUACUUCGAAGCGAUUAAACAGGCCACUACUACUAAGAACGAUGCGAAUUCCAAAGAAAAAUCUGUUAAGAGGUUUCCGGUUUUGAGAGGAGACUUUUUCACGUACGCCGACAAGGAUAACGAUUAUUGGAGUGGGUAUUACACGAGCAGACCUAAGUACAAGAGGAUGGAGAGGAUCUUGGAAUACAAACUGAGAGCGGCAGAAAUAUUUUAUUCCCUGGCUAUCGUGACCUACCAAAGCCAGCCAACUAUCAGGGAUCAUCUGGAAAUUUUUUACCCUCUGUUAGAUACGGCGCGGAAUGAUCUGGGAUUGUUUCAACAUCACGAUGGUAUAACGGGUACAGCUAGGCAUCAUGUUGUGGAGGACUAUGCUUUCAGAAUGCUAAGAGCUAUAAAAAUCUCUGAAAGAAUAUUAGACUCGUCUCUCAAUCUCUUAUUGGAUUCUUCGUCAUCUAACUUUUUAAACGGCGCUGAACAACUUAUCAUCGUUAGCGGAAACGAAACUGAGAAGUCCAAAAUUUUUAUAUAUUUUGAUCCCGAAAAGGAACAGGAUAGCAAAAUUUUUUACUUAGUCAAUUCUCUCGCCCAAGAGAGGCAGGAACUCUACACCUUACGCGUGAAUAUCAAAGAGGUGUGCCUGUUAGAUCCCGCCACGAAGCAAGUCAUAAAGGCUCAAAUAAAUCCCGAAUUCAAGUUCGAUCCAUUCGCUGGACUUUCUACGACCGAAGAAUUGAGGGCCUUCGAGCUGGUCUUCAAGGUAACGUUGCCAGCCUUAAGUGCCACCCCGUAUGAGAUAAAAAGGGAGCAAUCCUGUUUGCUAUCUUCUCAAACGAGCCUGGCGGGAAUUGAUGUUUGGAAUCGUGGUGGAAGGAUAUACAAUCGAUUACUCGGAGAUCUGAAGAGGAACGGUUUUAAGGUGGGUUUCAAAUCCCCCACCCACGAGGGAGCUGACGCAUUUUCUAUUUACAAUUCGGAUGUCAAACUGAUGUUCGACUCUAGCACCGCCUUGUUACAGAAAUACAUAACCCAAACGCGUACCAUAACUUCUCGCCUCAAAUUCUCUUACUACGAAGCCAAGGAAUCCACCUCUCAGACCAGCGGUGCUUACAUAUUCAUGCCCGAAACGGAAGCAAAGGAGCUGAAUCCGGUUCGCGAUCCGCAAAAAUCUUUUAUCGCCGUGAUGAGGGGACCCUUAGAAUCGAAAGUGUUAACGCGUUUUCCUCUCAUUUACGACAACAUUCAAAAGUCGUCGAAUAAAGACGAUGAUUACGAGGACAAUUAUCAAGACAAUUCAAUGGGUUCUCUUUCUUAUCUGACUCACAAAGUAUCCUUGUGGAAUGUAGGAGUCGACGAUGCCAUCUCUCAGAACGAUAUAUUGCACAUAGAAAAUGAUAUAUACAUGGCUUCAUCGACCGAUGCGAACAAAGAAAUUGUCAUGAGGAUCGACACUGAUAUCCGUAACCAAAAACGUUAUUUCUACACCGACAAUAAUGGAUUUCAGAUUCAAAAAAGACGUUUUUUGGAUAAAUUACCGAUUCAGGCCAAUUUUUAUCCCAUGCCGACUUCUAGUUUUAUCGAAGAUGAUUCAUAUAAUGGGGACAAAGUUCGAAUGACCCUUUUGACGGCUCAGCCGCUAGGGGUGGGCAGCUUGCAUUUAGGCAGUUUAGAAGUCAUAAUGGACCGAAAAUUUUCUCAGGAUGACAACCGCGGUCUAGGCGAGGUAAUGGCGGACAAUGAGCCUUACACCAACAAAUUCAAACUCGUUUUCGAGAUCUCGAGCUCGAAAUCUGUCAGUUCGGAUCCGCGCAUACCAUUUAUGGAUCUAAAGCCAACUAUUGACCAUACGUGGUUGCUAAAUUAUAAAGCAUGGCACGCCUCGGCUAGGCUCUUACACCCGGCGAUUUUACGGAGUUCGGAUUCUGAUAGCGCAAAGAAAGGGUACAAUAUUAUGAAGACCCUGAAAGCGCCUGCGAUAGGUAAUGUCGGAAACGGUGACUACUUACCCGCCAAUUCGCAUCUAGUUAAUCUUAUAACCUUGCGGCUGAGGGAUCCUCAUAUGGAAAAUUUUGAUGACCCCGUAUCUCGCUUCCCUCUCUCCGUAGGAUUUAUAUUUCAUACUACUUUGUACGAUUGCGAUUACCGAAUGGAUACCUCAAAAAUUUCCUAUAAAAUUGACCUAUCUCGACUCCUGCCAUCACGUUCGAAUUUCAAACAUAUCUACGCUACAAAUUUAGCAUUCACUUCCGAAAAAAUUAGCUAUUCGAAACUUUACAGCGAUACGAGCAAUGGAAGUGAUUACAUCAUAGCAUUGAAACCUUUCGAACUCCAAGCUUAUAAAGCCAUUUUUUAUAUAUAAUCAUCAUAAUAUAAUUCCCGAGCAUGCGAAUAUUUAAUUAUCAUUGCAUUAUGUCUAAUAUAUUAUACCUGGUCUCAACGUUGUAACUCGAAAUUUAAAUACAUUAUAAAAUGGGGAAUAUUUUUUAAUGAA
Molecule: messenger RNA, 3944 nt
Organism: Gordionus sp. m RMFG-2023
Lineage: Eukaryota; Metazoa; Nematomorpha; Gordioida; Chordodea; Parachordodidae
Product: alpha-mannosidase 2-like
Exons: 22
Coding region: 222-3812 (1196 amino acids)
Biological process (GO): N-glycan processing; mannose metabolic process; protein deglycosylation
Cellular component (GO): Golgi membrane
Molecular function (GO): carbohydrate binding; alpha-mannosidase activity
Source: RefSeq, a predicted model, not a curated record